Branchiostoma belcheri (Belcher's lancelet) is the source of this 423-nucleotide messenger RNA. RefSeq names its product oxysterol-binding protein 1-like. The annotation marks the transcript as partial. The record is from RefSeq and is a predicted model, not a curated record. The transcript has 3 exons. NCBI's taxonomy places the organism in Eukaryota, Metazoa, Chordata, Leptocardii, Amphioxiformes, Branchiostomatidae.
AUGAUAUCAUCAUCACUGACCACCACUGGACAUUACCCAGAUGAAGAAGAAUACUGUCUGGCCAAUAUAGAGGAACUGCCCACACCUAAAAAGGAUUUAAGGGACUGUCCAUUACAGAAGGAGGGGGUGGUGUGUCGCCAUCGUGCCCUAUCAUCUCCAUACCCAGACGAUGAUGAGGACGGACAGUCGCACACCUCUCCCGACAAAAACGAGAUCCAGAACACGCUGCGUAUCCUGUCUGCCAAGCUGGAGGACCUCAACACCUGCAACGACUUGAUAGCGAAACACGGCGCAGCAUUGCAGCGGUCGCUGAGCGAGCUGGAGAUGCUGGAUAAAGAAAACAGCACGGACGUCCAGAGUAAAGUUAAAGCAGUCAACGAGAGAGCAACCCUCUUCAGGAUAACCUCCAAUGCUAUGAUCAAU